AUGCCAAGACAUCAGCAUCAUCGUCGCAGUCACCAGGCAGAAAGAGAUGAUAAUGAUGAUUAUCUGUUUCAACGAUUUCUGGAAGAAUCGGACACCAGACUAAAUAGAGAACGAUCGCCUGUGGCAGAACAAUCUCAACAAGAACUACAACAAGAUGUACGGCAAGCAAUUGAUGGUAUAUUUAAUUCCCUUAGAAGAAAUGUGGGUACUGCCCCAAAUGCAAACAGAACCGCUCCUACCGUGGACGCGAGCAGACCCACAAGUGAAGGAUUCAAUGCAGAUAUUAGAAGGGCCACCAACGCAGGCACACCCGAUUCUCCGUUUUUGGCAAGGCAGCAGAGUCCUCUUAGAACCUUUCUGAGAAACCUGUUCAUUCUAGAUUACUUUAUCGGACUAAUAUUAUUCCCGUUUUCCGUGUAUAACAUAUUAAGAAGUGGAUUUAACUCAAUGACAUUUUCCGAGAACGAUUUUAUAAUUGAAAUUGUGGGAUACUGGAAAUUUGCUAAGAUAUUCGGUUCCGGUGGUACGACAUUGAUUGCAUAUAAAGAUACAGGCAAAUUAGGGUUGCUAGGUAAGUUUCAUAACAUCAUCGUGUUUUAUUCUUCACCGAUGAUAAAGUAUAUUAUGAAAAGCGCAGGUGAUAAUGAAUCUAAGGUAAGUUGGUUAAAAUUGAUGUUUUCCAAAAUUUUCGAACUAUUCGUCAAAAUCUCCACCAUUCUGAUUUAUUUAGCCUAUGGUGUGAGCGGUACCAUUUACAUGGUUACUGCUGGAUUUUUCUUUGUAUUGUGUCUUUUGUUCACUAUCGUCAGAAGAUAUAAGGGCGUUCAUAGAAUGCUGGUCAGCCAAAGGAUGACAGGGCCAGGUGUGUUCUAA
Saccharomyces kudriavzevii IFO 1802 is the source of this 873-nucleotide messenger RNA. It is a transcript of the gene ASI2, whose product is annotated as Asi2p. The transcript has a single exon. NCBI's taxonomy places the organism in Eukaryota, Fungi, Ascomycota, Saccharomycetes, Saccharomycetales, Saccharomycetaceae. The record is from RefSeq and is a predicted model, not a curated record. Bases 1 to 873 code for a protein of 290 amino acids.